Messenger RNA from Ordospora colligata OC4, 1371 nucleotides. RefSeq lists its product as uncharacterized. The coding region runs from base 1 to 1371 and encodes 456 amino acids. The transcript has a single exon. The record is from RefSeq and is a predicted model, not a curated record. NCBI's taxonomy places the organism in Eukaryota, Fungi, Microsporidia, Ordosporidae.
AUGGAUACUUAUGAAGUGCUAUUGGGAUUAUCAAAAAACCCAAUGAAUUAUACAGAGGAGUAUGGCAGGCAGUUAGACAAGUUUGUUUCGCUUGUGAAUCUUCCAAAUCAACCUGAAAAGCCAAUCAGACAAGUUCUCUCGCUUCUGUUAACACAUGUGAAGAUUGACAGCAGACUUCCAAAUGCACUUAUCAACAGCAUAAGAACAAUCAAAUGCCACAAGAUAAGACACGUAGUGAUUGAGAGUUUGUUUUUACUAAAAAGAAACAAGUUGAUAGAUGCAGAUCAGCUGUUGAGGAAUCUUCUUGAAUAUCAUUCGGAUCUGAAGUCGAUAUUGAACCGAACAAGGCGAGAGGUGAGUGUAGAUACUAUUCCAUGCUUACUUGAAUAUUAUACAAAGGGAAACGAUAAACAAAAGUGUUUCUGCUACUACAUGAUUGUGUAUCUAUUUUCUUGUGGACACACAAAACUUGAGAAGGAUGUAUGCGAGGGAAUGUUUGUGGAUGGAAAGGUUGGAAAACUGUGCAUGUUAUAUUUUUUAGACCAGAUAGACUUUGAAGAUGAAGGAAGUAAGGCAAUGGAUCUGUUGAGCUAUGAGGGAGCAAGUACAGGGAAGAAGCUGUUCAAGAGUAUCCAAAGAGAAGCAGUAGACAGAGAAGUGAAGAUAAUGAAGAUGAAAGUGUAUUCGCUGUUUAAAAGCAGAUAUGGACUGAAAGCGUCGAUAGUGCCUCUUGCAUUAGAUAUGCUAAAUCCUGAUAAGAGCGAUAUCAAGGAUGUGAUGAGGUUGAUAAUUGGUGGAACAACAGAGAAUGAUGUAAUGAAAGUGAUUGGAGUUGUUAGUGAGAUGCUGUGCUCGGAGUUCCGUGACGAUGAUUACAUUGCAUAUGGAUUGAAUGUGCUAAGAGAAUUGUACUGCAAGUUUGACUCUGAGGCAAGUAAGCUUAAGCAAAAAGGCAUAGAUAUGGACAUGGAGGAUGCUUGCGAUAGCGAUGAUGAAUUUGCAAGCGAAGAUGCGUCAAUAUUCACGAAUGAAGAACACAUUGAAAGUGAAGAUAAAGAAAACGACCUGCGCAUUAAGGAGUUUAUUGAUGGCAUGAAAGAUAAGAUUACAAAUGCAGUGUCAUGCUUCAAGGACUCAAAAUCCAAGUGUGUAUAUUAUGCAUACAUGUCUGUUGUGAAUGUGAUGAAUCACAGGAAGUAUUCUGGAAAGCGCCCUGAGUAUGUGAAGAAGAAAGCAAGCAAGGAGGAGCGAAUUGCAGUUAAAAGAGCUGGUCUAAGGGACAAGAAAGAGAUGAUGAAGGAAAGGAAAAAGAGUGGAGGAAAGCAUUCUAAGAAAAGAAGAAUAAGCAACAAGAAAAAGACUGUGAAAUAA